Cannabis sativa is the source of this 3947-nucleotide messenger RNA. Its product is annotated as aldehyde oxidase GLOX-like. The transcript is spliced from 2 exons. The record is from RefSeq and is a predicted model, not a curated record. Lineage: Eukaryota; Viridiplantae; Streptophyta; Magnoliopsida; Rosales; Cannabaceae. The coding region runs from base 2088 to 3821 and encodes 577 amino acids.
UAUUGUGAUGUGCUUUUCGGACUUGUCAUGUGUCGUGCUUAUAUGAAGUUUCUUCACUUAUUUAAUUUUCAAGUUGAGGUUGUACUUUAAAAUUUUGGGACAACAUUUUUUUAAGGAAGAAAGAAUGUGAAGACUCGAUCAAAAUUGAGAAAAUAAAAAAUAAAAUAAAAUAAAGGAAGUGGGUCCCACACAUUUUUUUAAUUCAUUCGAUUUGCCACUCCACUCAUCAAACUCUCUCUCUCUCUCUCUCUCUCUCUCUCUCUCUCUCUCUCUCUAAAGUUUCAAAGAAGCCGUAACCACCACCACCACUGGAGACCAUAUUCUGGCCACCACCUAACCCACGCACUGCACAUUCAGACCCCCAACCGUCGGGGAUCUCAACCCCAAAGCGGUGCCUCCUCAUUCACUACCGUAAGCGAGAGAUCACGAGUCAAAGUUUGGAGGUUAAAACUUUGAACGCAUUUUUUGAUCACAUCUGGUGUUCGUUUGAUGAUCCGUCUUCACCACUAGACUCGGCUCGUCAAAGAGAACAAUCUCCACUAAGUUCUGCCCAGCUCGCUACUUUUUCGAGUGACAUUUUUGUAGCUCCAAUCACUUUCUGGUGAUAUCGUGUACCUCUUUAACAAAUAGUUGGCAUGGGUGUGGUCUACUCUUCGAGGUGGUCUUUUUGAUAUAUACUAUCUCUAUUUUUGGCAAAUGUUUCCGAUACACAAAUAUUUUUACUGCUAUCGAUAAUUAAUGCGCACUGUUUAAGUGAAGUUUCAGAACUCCAAACUUUAAAUAUAGUCAAAUUAUAUGUUGUUGGACUCAAUUUUAAAUAUAGAAUGCAAUGAUGAUAAUUAUUUAGUAUUGAUGGUAUAAGUGAAAGUGAUAUCUAAGAUUAGACUAAAAGAUUAGAACUUAGGACUUGAGAGCUUAUGAUAGUCUUUUUGGAUAAAGUUUAACAACUUAGGAGAGCUAGACACUGAACUUAAUUAUUAGACUUGAUUUUAUUGUGAUGAAUAUCAUUUGAUAUAUUUCAAUUUUAUUAAUCUAUAAAAUGUUUGAAAAAUUGAAAACUUAAUCUGCAUAUUUUUCUAGACUGUUCUGGAGUGCCAAAUAUAUUUUCGUACAAUUACCUAUGCAGGUUAUAUUUUUGGGUUUUAUCAAAUUACAGGCGUUAUACUGUCAAAUUUUCUAAAAUAAAGGGAAUAUGUACUUUUGCUAUUCCUGGUGCAUGUAUUUAGUUUUACUAAUGAGAGCCAUAUUUAUCAAAUCUUGUGCAUAUUAUUGUUUCACGAUCUAAUCUAUGUGUCAUCAUAGAUAGAUCAGGUGUGCACUCACAUAUAUGUGUAAGACCUAAAAUCUAUACGGAAAGUAAAAUAUAGCUGUGUAGAUAUUAUUAUCAUUUAUUAGCAUUAUCCCAUGAUUACAUAACCAAUUUCUCUGUUACUGAUAAUUAAUGUUCACCGCUUAAGUGAAAUUUUGGAACUCCAAACUUUGAAUAUAGUGAUGUUAUAUGUCGUUGGACUCAAUUUUAAAUGUAGAAUGCAAUGAUGAUAAUUAUUAAGUCAUUUGAUGGUAUAAGUUAAAGUGAUAUAUAAGAUUAGACUAAACAAUUGGAGUUCGGGAUGACUUGAGAGCUUAGACUUGAUAACAGCUUGAUAAUUAGACUUGAUUUUAUUGUGAUGAAUAACAUUUAACACAUUCUAAGGAAGUGUUCAUAUGUAGUACUCAAUGUAAUGUACUCACCCACUUCACAUCUCAUAUAAUAUUUUGGAAAUUUGAAAUAAGUUACAACAUUUUCCUUCACUUAUAAGUACUAACCCAACUUAACGAGCUGAUACCAACCAAAAUCCACCUUAUUAAUUUACCUUGCACUACAAAAAAAUACUCUUUUUUUUUUACAUGAAAAAAACACACAUUUCUUUAAAUGCAUUUAUCCGACUAUAUUGAAGCAAAAGAUUUCGUUCACUCACUUCUUGCAUGCACUAUAAUCCACUGGUUGGUGAAUUUGAGAGUGCAAUACAUAUAUAUAUAUAGCUAGCUUCUUCUCAUACCAAAACACACACCACUACUCUUCAGCUCUCAAUUACCAUAUUUCUAACAUGGGAAUAAUCAUAACAAAAACCACCAUAUGUGCUAUAAUCUUAAUUAUAACACUCCAUUAUUCCAUUUUACAUAUCAAUGCAGUAAACCCCUCCUCUUCCAACCACACAAGACAAGGCCGUUGGGACCUUUUACGUGAAAACGUAGGUGUAGUAGCCAUGCACAUGACCUUAACUCACCACGGCACAGUAAUCAUCUUCGACCAAACACAAGCCGGCCCUUCCCGGUACAAGCUCCGCCGCCGCUUCAGCAGUGGAAGACAUUGCUCAAGUUCAGGCGACGACGCCACCGACUCUUCAUGCUACGCUCACUCUAUCGAGUACGAUAUAUCAACCAACAAAAUAAGAGCUCUCAGAAUGGACACAGACCCUUGGUGCUCCUCUGGAUCUUUCCUAAGCAACGGGACACUCCUCCAAGCGGGCGGAAACGGCCGAGGAGCUCGAAGAAUCAGAUACUUUCGGCCUUGUAACAACACCGAAUGUGACUGGAGACAGUCCAGGACACAACUCUCGGAGGAGAGGUGGUACGCUUCGAGCUUGGCGUUGCCGCAACGCGAUAGGGUUGUUGUGGUUGGUGGGAGGAGAGUGUUCAGCUACGAAUUUGUUCCCAAAAUGUUAUCGAACGAUCAUCGAGCUUUUCACCUACCGCUUCUGAGCCAAACGAACGACAGGAAUUCGAGAGGGAAUAAUCUUUACCCAUUUUUGCAUCUUUCGUCGGAUGGUAACUUGUUUAUUUUUGCUAAUAGGGACUCCAUACUGUUUAACCACAGACGGAACAGGGUUGUUAAGAAUUUUCCGAGAAUACCGGGAGGCGGUUCGAGGAACUAUCCGAGUACUGGUUCUUCUGUUAUACUUCCUUUGAAUCAUAAUGAUAGGUUUCAGAGAGUUGAAGUCAUGGUCUGUGGUGGCUCCGCCUCUGGGGCUUACCAAGCUUCCCGCCGCCGUCAUAGAUAUCUUCAGGGCUUGGAUUCAUGUGGAAGGAUGGUUAUCACAGGCAACACACACAGAUGGAGAAUGGAACGAAUGCCAGGUCCUCGUCUAAUGAACGACAUGCUUCUCCUCCCAAACGGCGACGUAUUAAUCAUAAACGGCGCCAAAAGGGGCGUCGCGGGUUGGGAAAGAGCAAGAAACGCGUCUUUGAGGCCAUUCCUGUACAACCCAACAAAACCACAAGGAAGAAGAUUCUCCCUCCUCAGCCGCACAAACAUCCCAAGAAUGUACCACUCCUCGGCGGUCCUCCUUCCCGACGGGAGAGUCCUAGUAGGUGGCAGCAACCCAAACGAAAGGUACACUUUCAGGGGCGUAGAUUACCCAACUGAGCUAAGAUUACAAGCUUUCACUCCCCACUACAUGGACAACCACUACAACCCCACUAGACCCUCAAACGUCACUUUGCUCAGCCAACACCUUAACGGCGUCGUUUACGGUUCAGAGUUUCACGUUCGUUUUUUCAUGUCUAAUACAACAACAAUAAGCAGGCCCAGUCGCGACUUUGAGUUUGUGGUUUACGCGCCGCCAUUUACGACUCACUCAAUGUCGAUGAAUCAGAGGUUGUUGAGGCUGAGAGCUAAGAGUGUGGUUACAGAUAAUAAGAGCAGUAGUGGUUGGGUUGAGGCAGUUUUGGAGGCUCCUCCUUCUCCUAAUGUUGCUCCAUCUGGUUAUUACAUGCUUACUGUUGUUAAUCAAGGGAUUCCUAGUGUUUCUCAGUGGGUUCGGUUCAUACAUAGUUCAUAGUUUAUAGUAUUUCUCUUGAGGUUUAUAGUUUGAAAUGGGUUGAAGAAUAAGUUUAACAAUGAGACCCUUUUAAUUAUUAUAUAUAGCUCAUAUAAUUAAUGAAAGAAUUACACCUUUUUAUUCUUA